GUCCUGUGUCCUUGGAAUCCUCGCUAGACCAGAGGGCCUCCCAAAACCCUGCUUGCGGCCAUUUCAUACUUACCACUUUGGCUUGUAAAGCCGAGAUCGCGGUUUCUCACGUUCCCACAUCUCUUCCUCCGACUUCAUGGCCACCCACCAGAUCUGCCAGCGUAAAAUAUCGGCCUUCAAACCUUCGAAGCGAUCAUGGAGCCCAAUAUCUUUCAGUCACACGCCUUCUCAGUCGACGCGAAGGCCCUCACGUUCAUCCCGCUGCUCGCUCCCAUCCUGGCCAAUCCUACCUUCCGCGAAGCCUUUCUGGUAACAGACGCGGAGGACCGAACGUCAUUCGAGGACGUACCCUUCGCGAACAUCACGCUGCUGUACAGAGACCGCUUUGCCUUCGACUCGGACCUACCAGCAGAUGAAAGUGCGCUCGAGGAAAACCCUGCCAACAAGUUCAGCCUUGGCGGCGUUUCCCGCAUCACCCUACCCAGCAAGUACGGACGAUGUGCACUUGCCGUCGACAUCAUCCCUCCAUACUAUCCAUCCCUGAUCUUUCGUCUCAUCAACGUCCACCUUGACUCCCUCGGCGACACUUUUCACCAUCGCGCCGCGCAGCUGGAAAUCCUCGCCAGUCUCCUACGCGAGCCCGGGUGCAGUGGGGGCUUGAUUGCGGGCGACUUCAACGUCAUUAGCCCCCAAGCCCAUACACUCCUCGAGAGCAAUGGGCUGGUGGACGCCUGGGUCGCAUUGCAUGGGGAAGGAGGGCUUGACGGUGCGACAUGGGGAGUCAGAGUUGCACGCAGGGACAAGCUCACAGCGGGAAGAUUGGAAGAAGUGGCAAUAGUGGGCUUAAUGGCGCAGGAGAUGGAGGUCCUGCGCGCACGUCAGAUUGACGUGCCGAGGUCUGGCGCACCAUCGAAGUACAUUCCGUGCAGUGAUCACUUUGGCCUGCGAUUGACUUUCACUCUGUCCGAAUUCAAGAAAAUCCUCAAAUCUAAGCUCGGGUUUCCUGCCGUCUUAGAAGGAACGCCCAAGUUGAGGGUACACCGCGGUCUGCGUAUCUAUCCCAGAUACGCAUUUGGAUGGCUUGUGAGUCAAACCGAGCUUGCGCGCCGCGCUGUGGAGGAGACCAACCAGGAAGGUCGGGAUCCCAUCGGCUAUGGCUUGCAGCUCUUUCAGGAGGCAGGAUUUGAACGGUGUCAGUACCAGUGGCAAUGCAUCUUUCCUGAUGGCCACAUGCGUCUUCUGUUCUAUGUUGCCACCAAUGACUCGCCUGAAAGGCGGGAUAUGGCGCAGGACGAGGAGUACAUUGCACGGGCAAAGGCGGUGUUGAGGCAGACUGGAGAUGGAAAGUGGUAUCAUAUAGACACGUUCUGAGUCGGUGUUCAUAUAUUGUACGCGUGAACGUUGUACUUAUGGGCAUGGAAGCGUUCUUUUCAGCUUG
Molecule: messenger RNA, 1438 nt
Organism: Schizophyllum commune H4-8
Lineage: Eukaryota; Fungi; Basidiomycota; Agaricomycetes; Agaricales; Schizophyllaceae
Exons: 4
Coding region: 196-1371 (391 amino acids)
Source: RefSeq, a predicted model, not a curated record